AUGCUGCCUUUCCUGCGUGAAAAGGCCGUUCUUCUCAACUCACAAUUCCAAGAACAUGCUCAAGACAUCAGCCAUUUACGAGAACGACUUGAGCACGACAUUGAAUUACUCGACUUUUCGCCCGAGGAUCUUCAAGACGCAAGAGAUUACUUGCAAGACCAUGUGACACUGUUUCGAUACUUGAGUGGGAGCCAGUUUGACGAGACAAAAGCACAUGAACGUUUACUGGAUACGAUACGGUGGCGACAAGAAAAGGGUGUUGCUCGAAUGACGUAUGAAUCGGUGGCAAACGAGUUUUUCGAUGAUGGUGGAUUUGCAUUCUUUCAUAAGCAAGAUCGACUAGGACGACCUAUAGCGAUUGUGCGGAUGCGAUACUUUCCCCAAUUCCACGACAAGUCUGCGACACUGACUGAGCUCAUGCAACCCUACGCUUGUUUGGUUAUGGAAAUGGUGCGCAAGAUCAUGCUGGACAUCACGUGUAACAAUCAAUACCAUCGUGACCCAUGUCCAUUGGUCUCACAAAUGGCCGUUGUUAUCGACAUUGGUAAAGCACCUUUUAUACCCGUGGAUGCUCAACUCGUGAGAUCUAUCAUGGACAUUAUGGAUAACCGUUUUCCCGGAUCCAUGGGAUCGAUCUAUGUCAUGAAUUUCGGAUGGAUGUAUCAAGGUCUAUGGCAAAUGGUCAAGUUUAUUAUCAGCGAGGAAGCACGUAGCCGUAUCAGUUUCCCUUCCGCCAAAGAAAUGACUGAUUUCAUUGAUCCCGAGAACCUAUUAAAAGAACUGGGUGGAGAGGAUGACUUCGAGUGGUCUAUGGAAAAGGAUACAGCACUACACGAAUAUGGAACAGGCAAGCCUGCCACGGGACCAUCCCUUGUGGAACCAUCACCUGAUUUGCGAUCGGCAUCACCGCCAUUGAGCAUACGCCCAUCCCGAAGCACUUCCAUCUCAUCAGACGAAUUCUUUGAUGCCAAUGAUAUCUUCUCAACGACACCAUUUAGCAGCCUUAGCCAAUAUGCCACUCCAGGAACAAUGACACCUGUGCUAUCUGAACAACAACAACAACAAGUUGCUUGGUUCUCAGCCAUGCCGCCCAACAAGAGCAGGAACUUUUAUCAUUGGACUGGAUUGCAUAUGGGUACAGCAUUCUUGACAUCUUUUCUUGGCUAUUCUCAUCAACGUCAACAACCUUACACGUUUACAUCUGAACAACUUUCAAUGGGUAUUGAUGGACUUUUAUUGGCGGAUCGGCUGGCUACCGUCAAAGAGGAUCAAGAGCAAUUCAUGCUUCUAGAAGGACAUGAAGUUGAGGAAUUCAAGCGGCAUACACCCCAUUUUCCUCAUUUGUUACCUCCCGAUGUUCCUCAAUCAGCAUACGCAUUAUCACCUUUACGCGUACAAAUGCAACGUAUUGAACAACGUGUGAUUCGAUGGACACGACGAAUAUUCCGCCUUUCCUUUGCAUACAAAGGUGCUAUCUAUUGGGUCGUUCUUUAUAUCUUUUUACGGGGUCCUGUUGAACACGUACUUCGGCGAUCCUUGACCAUGUUCGUUAGCACUCCACAAAAGAUUGCAUACACCACAGUCGGUAUUACUGCUGCAGUAGCCGCUGCCAUUGGUACAUCUGUCACUGGAUCACUUGAACGACCACGAAAAGACUGA
This is a messenger RNA of Lichtheimia ornata, 1659 nucleotides long. RefSeq lists its product as uncharacterized. The coding region runs from base 1 to 1659 and encodes 552 amino acids. The record is from RefSeq and is a predicted model, not a curated record. NCBI's taxonomy places the organism in Eukaryota, Fungi, Mucoromycota, Mucoromycetes, Mucorales, Lichtheimiaceae. The transcript has 4 exons.